Molecule: messenger RNA, 1298 nt
Organism: Gadus chalcogrammus (walleye pollock)
Lineage: Eukaryota; Metazoa; Chordata; Actinopteri; Gadiformes; Gadidae
Exons: 6
Coding region: 17-1057 (346 amino acids)
Biological process (GO): response to bacterium
Source: RefSeq, a predicted model, not a curated record
GCGCCAAAACGUGGCAAUGUAUUUUGCAAUGAUAAUCCUGAGUACAGCAAGGUUGAUUCAGGCCAAAGAGAGUCCUCCUUCGUUCUUUGUGGAAUCAGCAGGACUUGGAGAUACUGUAACCCUUCACUGUGAAUGUGAAGACACGGAUAGUAAUUAUUUAUACUGGUACAAGCAAUCUCCUGGAUGUCUUCCCGAAAUGGUCGCUUCAAAAUUGUUUGAAUCAAUAACCUUGAAGCCCCAGAUUAGUUUAACAUUGACAGAGGGGGAAGUUGUUUGUGUCUUUCAUCUGAUAAUUCAAAACGUAACUAAAGGUGAUGAAGCAAACUAUUUCUGUCAAUCGUACUCACGUGACAAGUGGAAAAAUUUCACAUUUCUGUCUGUCAAAGAUCCCAAUGACCAGAGGUUUGUCUCCCAGACUGUGGUCCAACAGCCUGUGACGGCAUCAGUUCAGCUGGGAGACCCUGUGGCUCUCCAGUGCUCUAUUACCUCCCAGAGGACAAACCGCAGAAACCAGUGCCAAGGGGAACCCAGUGUGUACUGGUUCAGAUCAGGACCAUCUCACCCUGCUGCCAUUUACAUGAAUGGAAACAGGAGGGGUGAAUGUCAGAAUAGUUCUGGGCCUCCGUCUGCUCCACAGAGCUGUGUCUACACUCUCCCCAAGAACAAUGCAGUAUCCUCUGAUGCUGGGACUUACUACUGUGCCCUGGCAGCAUGCGGGGAAGUUGUGUUUGGAAAUGGAACUAAGCUGGACAUAACACAAACCAACUGGCAUGUUACCAUGGUGCUUGGAAUACUGUUGGCUUGCUGUCUGGCUGUGAUUAUAAUCCUGUUUCUAACGAGAAACACAAAGUAUGUUUGUGAUCAUCGCAAAGGAACACUGAGUGCUUCCAACCAAGUUCCACAUGACUCAGGGAAUCAGGAACAACAGGAUGGGGAGACAGAUUCCUUAAACUACGCAGCGUUGGAGUUCUCUGGCAGGAAAACCAGAGGACGUAAGAAGAACACUGAAAGGAAUCAGGAGAGUCUGUAUUCUGCUGUGAGGGAAACCUGCCACUGAAGUCCAUCAACCUGGGAGUUUCUGUCACCUCGUGAGGCUAAAGGAGGUGAUAAUGGUGGAAUUUAUGGAGAAACUGCAUAUUGUCAGAAGCAUUUGUAUAUUGUUUCUAAUGUUUAUUAAUGUUGCUUUGUUUGGAUCAUUGACAUUGAAUUGCUCAUCAUUUGUGAUGCUGUCUUUGGUCCAGCCUAUCUUGAUGUGCAGCCGUACUUAGCCCUGCUUCUUUUUUUACAAUAAACAUAUA